Molecule: messenger RNA, 2038 nt
Organism: Nannospalax galili (Upper Galilee mountains blind mole rat)
Lineage: Eukaryota; Metazoa; Chordata; Mammalia; Rodentia; Spalacidae
Gene: Stx11
Product: syntaxin 11
Exons: 2
Coding region: 155-1018 (287 amino acids)
Biological process (GO): intracellular protein transport; exocytosis; synaptic vesicle fusion to presynaptic active zone membrane
Cellular component (GO): endomembrane system; plasma membrane; synaptic vesicle
Molecular function (GO): SNARE binding; SNAP receptor activity
Source: RefSeq, a predicted model, not a curated record
GGCGCGGAGCUCGGGCGGCUGCCGAGGAGCCCAGCCCCGGCCGUGGGAGGCGUGGGGGCGAGGGGAGCAGAGCCGCCCGGAGACGCGCCCCGCGUUUCCUCGCACAUCCGGGUGCCCGGCCGCUGGAAUCAGCGGUCCACCGGGUCCAGACAAAAUGAAAGACCGACUUGCAGAACUACUGGAGUUGUCCAGGAGCUAUGACCAGCAAUUCCCAGACGGGGACGAUGACUUUGACAGUGUUCGUGAAGACAUCGUGUUUGAGACGGACCACAUGCUGGAGUCCUUGUACCGGGUCAUCCAGGACAUUCAGGUUGAAAACCAGCUGCUGAUGGCCGAUGUGAGGCGGCUGGGGAAACAGAAUGUCCGCUUCCUCACAUCCAUGCGGCGCCUUAGCAGCAUCAAGCGUGACACCAACUCCAUCGCUAAGGCCAUCAAGACCCGAGGCGAGGGUAUCCACCUGAAACUGCGCUCCAUGAAGGAGCUGGGCGAGGAGGCCGAGGCCCGGCACGGCACCCAUUCGGUGGUGGCGCGCAUCUGGCACGCACAGUACAGCGCGUUGGCCCUUGCCUUCCAGCAGGCCAUGCACGAGUACAACCAGGCAGAGAUGAAGCAGCGCGACAACUGCAAGAUCCGCAUCCAGCGCCAGCUGGAGAUCAUGGGCAAGGACGUGUCGGGUGAGCAGAUCGAGGACAUGUUCGAACAGGGCAAGUGGGACGUGUUCUCCGAGAACCUGCUUGCGGACGUGAAGGGCGCGCGGGCUGCUCUCAACGAGAUUGAGAGCCGCCACCGCGAGCUGCUGAAGCUGGAGAGCCGCAUCCGCGACGUGCACGAGCUCUUCCUGCAGAUGGCAGUGCUGGUGGAGAAGCAGGCGGACACGCUGAAUGUCAUCGAGCUCAACGUACAGCAGACCCUUGACUACACCGGCGAGGCCAAGGCGCAGGUGCGCAAGGCAGUGCAGUACAAGAAGAAGAACCCGUGCCGGACCAUCUGCUGCUGCUGUUGCCCGUGCAUCAACUAGCAGCUGCCCCUGGCGGCCACUGCUCGUCCCCUGCAGGAACCACAUCCAGGACCAGUGCCAAAAGACCAGGCCAUCUGUACUGUGUGGAGAGAGAGGGUCCCAACUCCUUAUAGAACUCAAAGGGAGAGAAAGAAGUGGGAGGUGCAAGACUUCGAACCCAACUCUAGCCUGGAAGGAUAGUCGCUAACUUCCAGUGGUUCUUUAAUGGAGAAAGAUACCUGCUGAGGUUAUGGGACGUCACCUUAUGUCGCAUUGUACUCUGCAUCCCAAAAAAGGAACGGAUGUGUUCCAAUGUUGUAAUGACUGGAGGAGGAAGUCAAUUGGUAUCUAACAGGAUGAACACAUGAUUAAAACUUACCUUCCUUCACCCUAUCCUGAAAGUUCCUUGGUUCUAUUCCAUUUUGAGUGGUGUUGACCGUGGGUAAAACUGGACUUCUUUCACUUCUGAUCCUUCAUCUGAUUUAUACUGUGUGAUUCCUGCCUACGUGGAAACCUUUUCUCUGUCACUUCCCCUACUUAUUAAAAUCACACUGAACACUUACAAUUCCCUUAUCUAUUUCGCCUUUUACACCUUUCACCAGAUAUGUAUUUUGGGAUAAUUUUUCCAAAUAUUUUUACGUGCUCAAUGUUGAACAAGCACUCAGACUGAAGUUUGUGUCAGACACAUUUUCUGUAUUUUUCACAGAUAACAUUUAUUUAAAAUUUAUCUUUUUACUUUGUUUCAUAUAAACAUAUAUGCAAUUUUAAAAUAUUAAUAUUCACUCACAUGUGAACAUCCCUCUGUGUUAACUUAGCCUUUGUAAAUUCAGUAUGUAAAUAACAAAUGCACUUUUUCUGGCUGUUGGUGUUGGCUUGAUUUUUCCAAGUUUAUCUCAUUCUUUCUAGUCUGCAGCUCCAUAGUCCAGUUUGAGUCAGACUUUACUUUGAACAAUUGUGUGCUGGUUAUUAGUAGACAGCAACAGGCAGUAGACAGGCAUUGAAAGUUGAAAACACACAUAACUAGCGAUACUAAAAAGCUGG